GUGUAGGCGCAACAUAAAGUAGAGCUAGAAGCCUCUGACCUCUGAACAUGUUUGUAAAUAUGUUUAUUUUAAAAUGAACAUUGAUUUUCCCACAUUGCCUACGCCAGUUGUGGCACCAGCGACAGUGUGCGUCUAAACACUUUGUCAAACCGGCUCUAUACAAACUGGACAGCUUUGUAAGACGUAGUCGUGGCAGGGAGUAAUAUCCGCAAAUCCCUUGGAGCGCUGGGGAAACAUUUUCGUCGCCUGAAUCGCCCUGUUCUGCUACAGUAGUCAGGGCGAGAAGCUGCCCUCCUUGAUCAGAAACAGUCUGUGUCUCAGCCCCCAUGGUCUCACACGACGCUGCGUCGGACCGGAGGACACACGUCGGGCACUAAGAAAACCAUGAGAGCGAGGAAAGGCAGUCAGUCGAAAGGUCCUGGGUCAGCCCAAAAAGAUGCAAGCACAUUCUUUUGAAACCUCCCCAGUCUAUAAAGUCCAACAGAUCUAAAUCUACACGGCUGGAUUAGAAGGGGGCUUCACCCAUCCCCUGCACCCCAGUAUGUGUGGCGUUACAGAGGGGAUUUACUCCCCCAGCAUCCCUUCUCCCUGGCUCCCCCUGGUGGUCUUCCUGCUGCUCCUACCCGCCCAGGUCCAGCCCAGUCCCAGAUACCUCACUGCCAUGCCCAGCACCAAGCGCGAGAUCAUCAUAGAUGGCGACCUGGUGAUCGGUGGCCUGUUUCCCGUGCACGAGAAGGGUGAGGGGAUGCAGGACUGCGGGAAGGUCAACGGCGAGCGAGGCAUUCAGCGGCUGGAGGCCAUGCUGCUGGCGCUGGAUGAGAUCAACCAGGACAGCCGCAUCUUGCCGGGCCUAAAGCUCGGGGCCCACAUCCUAGACACCUGCUCCAAGGACACCUACGCGCUGGAGCAGUCGCUGGAGUUUGUGCGCUCGUCCCUCACCAAAGUACAUCAGCCGGGCUUCAUCUGCCCCGAUGGGUCCAAUCCCGUGCCAGAUGAGGUGCCACUGGCCAUAUCGGGAGUGAUCGGAGGCUCGUACAGUGAUGUCUCCAUCCAGGUGGCCAAUCUGCUCCGGCUCUUCCAGAUCCCUCAGAUCAGCUAUGCAUCCACGAGCGCCAAGCUGAGCGACAAAUCACGCUACGACUACUUCGCCCGGACGGUGCCGCCGGACUUCUACCAGGCCAAGGCCAUGGCGGAAAUCCUGCGCUUCUUCAACUGGACCUACGUGUCGACGGUGGCGUCGGAGGGCGACUACGGCGAGACGGGCAUUGAUGCCUUCCAGCAGGAGGCACGGGUGCGGCACAUCUGCAUCGCGACGUCGGUGAAGGUGAGCCGCUCCAUGAACCGGGGCAACUACGAUAUAGUAAUCCGAUCGCUGCAGCAGAAGGCCAACGCCAAGGUGGUGGUCCUGUUCACCCGCAGCGAAGACGCCAGGGAGCUGCUGGUGGCAGCCGCCCGCAUGAACGUCUCCUUCAUCUGGGUGGCAAGCGACGGCUGGGGGGCGCAGGAGAGCGUGGUGCACGGCAGCGAGAAUGCAGCCAACGGGGCCUUCACUAUCGAGCUCUCCUCCUACCCCAUCCGUGAGUUUGAGGACUACUUCACCAAGCUCACGCCGGAGCUCAACACCCGGAAUCCUUGGUUCAGGGAAUUCUGGGAGCACCGGUUCGGGUGUAGGCUGCAAGAGCAUGGUUGCGCCAGGCACAGCCUACGGGAUGGGUCAUUCACACAGGAGUCCAAGAUCAUGUUUGUGGUGAACGCCGUCUACGCCAUGGCCUACGCGCUGCAUAACAUGCGGCAGGUGGUGUGCCCUAACACCACCCGUGUGUGUGACGCCAUGAAACCAGGCAAUGGCAAGAGGUUCUACCGUGAGUUCAUCCUUAAGACCAAGUUUGACGCUCCAUUUAGGCCCGUUGACACUGAGAACGUUGUGCGAUUCACCCCUCUCGGUGACAGCCUGGGUCGCUACAACAUCUUCCACUACCACCAGGAGAACAGCAGGUACGUCUAUAGGAAGGUGGGCCACUGGGCACAAGGUCUGGUCCUCAACACCAGCCUGCUUCCCUGGUCCAAGGGGUCGGUGCCCACUUCCCAGUGCAGUGACCCCUGCCAACCCAACGAGGCCAAGAGCAUGCAACCCGGGGACGUCUGCUGCUGGAUCUGCAUUCCCUGCCAGCCCCACCAGUACCUUCGGGAUGAGUUCACCUGCGAGGAUUGCGGCUUUGGGGAGUGGCCAUUGGCCAACCUUACGGGCUGCUACGAGCUCCCGGAGGAGUAUAUCCGCUGGUCGGACGCAUGGGCCAUUGGGCCCGUGACCAUAGCCUGUCUGGGGAUGAUGUGUACCCUCGGGGUGGCUGGUGUUUUCUUGCGCCACAACGACACUCCGGUCGUGAAGGCCAGCGGACGUGAGCUGUGUUACAUCCUCCUGCUAGGAAUCCUUCUGUGCUAUGCCAUGACCUUCAUCUACAUCGCCAAGCCGUCCGUGGCUGUGUGCGCCCUGCGACGCCUCGGCCUCGGCACCUCGUUCGCCGUCUGCUACUCUGCCCUCCUCACCAAGACCAACCGGAUCGCGAGGAUAUUCGGCGGCGUGCGCGACGGCGCCAAGCGGCCCCGUUUCAUCAGCCCUGGCUCCCAGGUGGCCAUCUGCGGGGUGCUGAUCUCCGCCCAGCUGCUGGUAGCGCUAGUGUGGCUCCUGGUGGAGGUGCCGGGCGUGCGGAAGGAAGUGGGGCCCUUCAGGCGUAACGUGGUGACGCUGAAGUGCAACAGCCCAGACUCCAGCAUGCUGGUGUCGCUCACCUACAACUGCAUCCUCAUCAUCCUGUGCACCUUCUACGCCUUCAAGACCAGGAAGUGCCCUGAGAACUUCAAUGAGGCCAAGUUCAUCGGCUUCACCAUGUACACCACGUGCAUCAUCUGGCUGGCAUUUCAGCCCAUAUUCUAUGUUACCGCUAGCGACUACAGGGUGCAGACCACCACCAUGUGCAUCUCGGUGAGCUUGAGCGGCUCAGUGGUGCUGGGCUGCCUCUUCGCUCCCAAGCUCCACAUCAUACUGUUCCAGCCGCAGAAGAACGUGGCUACGCUGCGCACGAAGGAGAACCGCUUUUCCACAGCCAACACGGCACCCAGCUCCACGUACUCACAGGGUAGCUAAGCUCUUUUCCAGGACACUCGCUGCAUCUGUAAAGUGAAGAACAACUCCACAACCGUUCCUACUGUGUGCAAUGGACGAGAGGUUGUGGACUCUACGACAUCGUCAUUGUGAAGGAGAGUAACGCACGCGCCGCAUCAACGAUGUCAUGGAUCAAUCCAUCAAUGCCUCUUCCAUCAAGGGUGCUUUCAUCAUCCAUUUCAGACAAUUAAGCUCAAAGUCCUAAAUUAUAAAAAGGGAAUGCUUGUAAAUAAAACAAACUGUAUGGAAUCCAUCUGCUAGCAUGAGCUAGUAGGGUAGAUUAGACGCCACAUGACACUACAAUUUGAUGAUACCUGAAUGUUUUUCCCAUUUGGGACUCAGUACUGUAUGGUGCCAUUCCUUGCGUGAUAGGGGUGUGAACCUCCACUCCUAGAGCACCAUGGCAACAUUUUCCCUGCUCUGAAGCAAAGCAGCAGUUAUGAAAGCUUUUGUGACAAUAGUGGGUUAGAUAAACGAUGACACUAAACUGAGCUCUAGCCCACCAGGAGUGGGAAGUGAGUGAGUGCUAACAGUAGAUAUUUGACUUUGACCUUAAUCUGCGUUUCAAUAAACGGACUUUUGGCCCUGUGGUGCGGUCGAGGACAUGAACAAGCUUAUCAGGUAAUGAUAUUUUACAGUCUUUGGAUUUCUGUAUACUUCUGCCAUGCUUGACAGUAGGAAUGUGUAGAAAGAUGUAUAGCCCCUUUAGCUCCGUCAGUGUCCACGUGCAAGUACGGCCCUGAAAAGUGUAUAUUUUCAGUGUAUGAAAAUGGUAUGUUUGUUCAUUGUAACGUGAGCACUCAGAUUGAGAAAUCCUUUAUGUGCAAUGAUAUAAGUAAAUAAAUAAGCAACUUUUCAGGGGCCACAUUUACUUUGACAAUUAAAUUUUAUAUUUUGGUAAAGACAUGAAGUGGUGGGUUUCAAAUUACACUUACAAAAUCAACAAUCAACUUCUACAUAGAUUCUUCAGAGACAAUUAGACAUCCAAGCUUUCUGAACUCUCAAACUGCAGGAAGACCACCUCUGGGAGUAUAAGCACUACAGUAUUACCAUGCUUUACUUCAGUAGUUCAAGUCAUAAAUGUCAUUGGAAAAUCUUUGUUGUUCUUGGAGUCUUGUUGCUGAAAUGUUUUCUUCUUUCAAUGCACUGGCUUAGUGGCAAUGCAAAAAUAAACUAUAUUCAGUAUUUCUUUUUGACUUGAAAACAAUCUUAGUGUGUUCAGUUUGCAGUAAAGAGCCAACAGAAAUGUAUUUAAAUGUGAUCUUUGGUGAACCAGUCAAUGCGCUUCCUGUAAUAUAUGUAAAUAAACUUUUUUUUUAAUGA
Messenger RNA from Electrophorus electricus (electric eel), 4486 nucleotides. NCBI's taxonomy places the organism in Eukaryota, Metazoa, Chordata, Actinopteri, Gymnotiformes, Gymnotidae. The record is from RefSeq and is a predicted model, not a curated record.